GACAGCUUCUCUCCAGCCUCCUGCAGUGAGGGUGACAGCUCUGCUAAGAACAUAUGGCCACUUCUGGAAAGGUUAUCAAAUGCAGAGCUGCUGUUGCCUGGGCCGUGGGAAAACCUCUCUCUGUUGAGGAGGUGGAGGUUGCGCCUCCAAAGGCAGGGGAAGUCCGUGUCAAGGUUGUGGCCACGGGCAUUUGUCACACAGAUCAGCACGUUUUGGAAGGCUUGUUUCCCAGUGCAGAUUUCCCACUUAUCCCAGGCCAUGAAGGAGCUGGGAUUGUGGAAAGUGUUGGAGAAGGAGUGACCUCUGUGAAACAAGGUGAUAAAGUCAUCCUCCUUUGCCUUCCACAGUGUGGGAAAUGCAGUUUCUGCCUGAACCCUGAAUCCAACUACUGCAGGAAGACCCACUUUUCUGAAUCCCAAAGUGUGCUGCCUGACAAGACCAGCCGGUUCACUUGCAAAGGGAAAAUGAUCCACCACUUCCUGUGGGUCAGCACCUUUGCAGAAUAUACCGUGAUCCCAGAGUACGCCGUGGCCAAGCUGGAUGCUGCAGCACCUCUGGACAAGGUCUGCUUGUUUGGCUGUGCAUUUUCCACAGGCUAUGGGGCCGCCAUCAAUACCGCCAAGGUAAAACCAGGCUCCACCUGUGCUGUCUUUGGCGUUGGAGGUGUUGGCCUCCCCGUUGUCAUGGGCUGCAAGGCGGCCGGAGCUUCCCGCAUCAUCGCCAUUGACAUCAACAAGGACAAGCUGGCCAAGGCCAAGGAGCUGGGAGCCACUGACUGCAUCUGUCCUCGAGACUUCAAGAAGCCAAUGCAGGAGGUGAUCACUGAGAUGACCGGCCACGGUGUGGACUAUGCUUUUGAGGUCAUCGGGCAUGAGGAUACCAUGAUUGCAGCCCUGGCUUCCUGCAACAUGAACACUGGCAUCUGUGUGAUGAUUGGGGAACUGCCUUCUGGUUCAAUGAUUUCUAUCGAUCCUAUGCUUCUGCUGACAGGACGUACGUGGAAGGGAUGUCUGGUUGGAGGUUGGAAGAUGAGAGACUGUAUCCCUAACUUAGUUUCCAGCUGCUUGGAGAAGAAAGUCAACCUAGACUUGCUGAUCACACACAGACUGCCAUUCGCUAAAGUGAACGAGGGAUUUGAGCUGCUACGUGCAGGAAAAAGUAUUCGCACCGUCCUGCUCUUCUGAAGGACACAGCCAGGGGAGGCACAGCAGAGGGGCCAGAACAGCAGACCA
This is a messenger RNA of Colius striatus (speckled mousebird), 1232 nucleotides long. Its product is annotated as alcohol dehydrogenase 1. The transcript is spliced from 9 exons. The coding region runs from base 54 to 1184 and encodes 376 amino acids. Gene Ontology annotation, biological process: retinoic acid metabolic process; retinol metabolic process. Gene Ontology annotation, molecular function: zinc ion binding; all-trans-retinol dehydrogenase (NAD+) activity. Gene Ontology annotation, cellular component: cytosol. The record is from RefSeq and is a predicted model, not a curated record. NCBI's taxonomy places the organism in Eukaryota, Metazoa, Chordata, Aves, Coliiformes, Coliidae.